CAGGGUCCAGAGUCCUGGGCUGUGAUCAGCACAGGUCUGCAACAGUGGCCUCUGGCUGUGUUCUCGGGAACUGUAGAUCAGACUGUGUUUUUGAGGAAACUCUGGAGUUGGAGGAACCGCCUCCUAAAGUGUUGGGACAGCCGCUCGCGCGCUCCAGCUGCUCUAAAGUUCUGAACAGAACCGGACCCUGGCCUGCAGGACUGCUGUGUGCAGAGCGCGGGAUCAGCGCGAGGAUGUAUAAAGCGCGCGUGCUCAGAACUUUGCUCAGCAGAGCCGCAGCGCGCGCGGGUACUAACAGUACUAACUAUGCUACUGCGUGCCUGUGUGUGCGCCCGCUGCAGGACUGCAGGUCACGUGACUGGGGGCAGUUUGGGGUAACAGUGCGGGACGGGGGCAGAUGGACGCGAGCUGGGGACAGGAGGUGGGGCAGCUCGGGGGCAGCGCGAGCCCAGGUGUAUGAGGGGGCGUUCCGGGGGGCGCGAGACGAGCCGGAGCGGUUCUGGGGGGAGGCGGCGCGCGGGGUCAGCUGGUUCACGAGCUGGGAGAAGACCCUGGACUGCUCACACCCCGCGUUCCCCAGAUGGUUUGUCGGGGGAGAACUGAACAUGUGCUAUAAUGCUGUGGACCGUCACGUGGAGUCCGGUCGAGGGGAGCAGCCGGCCAUCAUCCACGACAGCCCCGUUACUGGAUCCAAACAGAUCUUCACCUACAGAGAGGUUCAGGAUGAGGUUUCAAGGCUGGCGUGGGUGCUGGUGAAGCAUGGGGUGAGGAAAGGUGACCUUGUGGUGAUCUACAUGCCCAUGGUACCCCAGGCCAUGUUCACCAUGCUGGCUUGCGCCCGCAUCGGAGCCCCCCACAGCCUGAUCUUCGGGGGCUUUGCUUCCAAAGAGCUGUCCGUCCGAAUUGACCACGCCAAGCCCAAGCUGCUGGUUACAGCAUCGUUUGGCGUAGAGCCAGGCCGGAGGGUGGAGUAUAUCCCUCUAGUGGAGAAAGCUCUGGAGCUCAGCAGCCACAAACCUCACAAAGUCCUCAUCUACAACCGACCUGGCAUGGAGAGGGUUGCCAUGUCCUCAGGUUUAGGACUGGACUGGGAUGAGGAGAUGGCCACGGCUCGUCCUCAGGACUGUGUGGGUGUUCCAUCUGAUCACCCUUUGUACGUGCUCUACACCUCCGGCACCACCGGUACACCUAAGGGGGUGGUGAGGGAUACAGGUGGGUAUGCGGUGAUAUUGAACUGGACGAUGAAUAGCGUGUAUGGACUAAAUCCUGGUGAGGUGUGGUGGGCAGCAUCUGAUCUGGGUUGGGUUGUUGGACACUCCUACAUCUGUUACGCUCCCCUGCUCCAUGGCAACACCACGGUGCUGUACGAGGGAAAGCCCGUGGGGACUCCGGAUCCUGGAGCUUUUUUUCGUGUGAUGUCUGAACACGGAACAGCCUCUGUGUUUACGGGUCCCUCUGCCAUCAGAGCCAUCCGCCAACAGGACCCGCAGGCAACCCACGGGAAACGCUUCCCACUCAACAGUCUGAGGACGCUGUUCGUGGCUGGGGAACGGUGUGAUGCGGAGACGCUGGAAUGGGCCAAAAAGAACUUCAGAGUUCCAGUUUUGGAUCACUGGUGGCAGACUGAAACCGGUUCUCCUAUAACUGCCUCCUGCAUCGGUCUGGGAAACUCGUUGGCGCCCCCUGUUGGAACUACAGGGAAACCUGUCCCAGGAUAUAAUAUUACUGUGAUUGAUGAUGAAAUGCAGCCUGUGAAGCCGAGGUCUUUGGGAAAUAUUGUGGUAAAGCUCCCUCUCCCUCCUGGUAAUGCACUCUCUCUUUGGCAGAACCCAGAGCUGUUUGAGGAACUAUACUUCACUAAGUUUCCUGGAUACUACGAUACUAUGGAUGCUGGUUACAUUGAUGAGGAGGGAUUUGUGUACAUCAUGUCGCGCUCUGAUGAUGUCAUCAACGUGUCCGGCCACAGGUUGUCAUCUGGAGCUCUAGAAGAGUCAGUGUUGCAGCACCCCGUGGUGGUGGACUGUGCCGUCGUGGGUCUGGAGGACUCUCUGAAAGGACACGUCCCGCUCGCCCUGUGUGUGCUCCGAAACGACUGUCAGCAGAGUAAGGAUGUAGUGGUGAAGGAGCUGGUCGGUCUGGUGAGGGACAGUAUUGGACCUGUUGCUGCUUUCCGGAAGGUUCUGUUUGUCAGAGCUCUUCCCAAAACCCGCUCUGGAAAAAUCCCUCGCUCCACUCUCGCCAAACUGGUCAACGGCAAAUCUUACAAGAUCACUCCAACUAUUGAGGAUCCUGCAGUGUUUAAGGAAAUUGAGAAGACUGUGAACGAGAAUCUAUGAAAAACUGUCUAAUCUCACACACACACACACUAGUGGGUGGGUUACAGAUGCUUGAUGCUUGUCAUUCCUGUAAAUAACUUUAAUGCAAUCAAUUACCAGAAAGUUA
Astyanax mexicanus (Mexican tetra) is the source of this 2442-nucleotide messenger RNA. It is a transcript of the gene acss3, whose product is annotated as acyl-CoA synthetase short chain family member 3. The record is from RefSeq and is a predicted model, not a curated record. The transcript has 16 exons. Bases 234 to 2336 code for a protein of 700 amino acids. NCBI's taxonomy places the organism in Eukaryota, Metazoa, Chordata, Actinopteri, Characiformes, Acestrorhamphidae.